This is a messenger RNA of Colletotrichum graminicola M1.001, 210 nucleotides long. RefSeq lists its product as uncharacterized. The coding region runs from base 1 to 210 and encodes 69 amino acids. The transcript has 3 exons. NCBI's taxonomy places the organism in Eukaryota, Fungi, Ascomycota, Sordariomycetes, Glomerellales, Glomerellaceae. The record is from RefSeq and is a predicted model, not a curated record.
AUGCCUGCUACAAAGCAAACAACAGAAACUACAAAGACCUCGGGCGCAUCCGAAUAUAGCUACGACUCGGAUGAUGCAUCAAUCGUGAGCGCCAAGACCAAAGUCAAGGAGUCCAAGACAAAAGUCCAUUCAGACAAGGCCUCUUGGAGGAGGAAGGCAAUGGCCGACACAGCCUUUUCUUACAGGUGUCUCGCAGAGAUGAAAAUGUGA